This is a messenger RNA of Xiphias gladius (swordfish), 5217 nucleotides long. Its product is annotated as complement factor B-like. Gene Ontology annotation, molecular function: serine-type endopeptidase activity. The record is from RefSeq and is a predicted model, not a curated record. The transcript is spliced from 19 exons. The coding region runs from base 311 to 2617 and encodes 768 amino acids. Lineage: Eukaryota; Metazoa; Chordata; Actinopteri; Istiophoriformes; Xiphiidae. Gene Ontology annotation, cellular component: extracellular region. Gene Ontology annotation, biological process: complement activation; proteolysis.
CAAAUGAAUGGAAAGCGAGUCAAUCAAAUGUCAGGGAGAGCUACAGUUCAACCAGCCUACUAACUGGGAGCUCAAUCAAUAAUUGAAUCAACGUGUCAAUAACUAAUGCUCAACAGUGCCUCCAGAUUUUGGGAAAUGAUGAGGCAAAUGUUUGUACUUUGUCUUGGUUUCACAACUGCUUUGUUUUUUUUAUGCCACAUGUGACUGUGUGUACACAUUGUGGGAAAUCCUGGCACAAAAGGAGAAGCUAUGGCCUACUUAAGGUCAGGACACAAAAAGGAGAGUCAUAUUUGGACUACAACAGUGAAAAAUGAACAGUUUAUGGUUCAACAUGGGAUUUUUUGUCCACUGGAGCUGGUUAGCUGCUCUUCCAUGUAUCCUCUGCUUGGGAGCUGAAGUUCAGGUUGAUUGCACAGAGGAAGGUAUGCAAAUUCAAGGAGGUCAUUAUACACUGACCAAGCAACUGCAGUCAGGGAGCUUGUUGGUCUACCACUGUCCUGAGGGCUACUAUCCAUUCCCUGUUUUGACCCGCCUCUGCGGUUCUAAUGGCACCUGGAGACCAGCACCCAAAAAAUUCAAACCUCAGAGAUGCAGGCUUGUUGAAUGCCCAGACCCCAAUGUGCUUGAGGACGGAAACGUCUUCCCUCCUCAGGAGAAGUACUUUGUGGACAAUGAGACCACGUAUGAGUGCUACUCUGGAUAUACAAUGCGAGGCUCAAACAGACGGGUUUGCUUACCAAACGGGAAGUGGAGCGGCUCCACGCCUAUCUGUAGCCGUGACUCAGGAGAUAAUUGUGCUGAUCCUGGUAUCCCAGCUGGCGCCUCAAGAACAGGGCAUUUAUUUGAAAUUGAUGACAAAGUGAAAUACAGCUGCAACGGUGACCUGUUUUUGGUGGGGACGAGAGAAAGAGUGUGUCAGGAGAACGGCCAGUGGACCGGCAAAGAGCCAGCAUGUUACUACAAACACACCUAUGACACUCCACUGGAGGUUUCAGAGGCAUUUGGCAGUGCGAUCAAAGACACUCUCACCAUUUUAGAGCCCAUCGAUGACACACAGGAGGGGAGAAAAAUCCGGAUUUCAAAAAAUGGGACACUUAACAUCUAUAUCGCUGUGGAUAUUUCUGAGAGCAUAGAGGAGAAACACUUCACUGAUGCAAAAGACGCUGUCGCAACACUUAUUUCGAAGAUUUCAUCCUUUAGUGUGACUCCAAACUAUCAAAUCCUCUUUUUCUCUGCUGAUAUAUUUGAAAUUGUCAGCAUUCUUGAUUUUCUGGAUGGCCAAAUAACGCUAAGCACCGUCCAGAAAGAACUGGAAAAAUUUAAAGUACUUGACAGAAACACUGCUGGAACAGAUCUGAAUCUUGUCUUUAAGACCUUCUUGGAGCGAAUGGCUAUCAUAAAGCAACGAACUGGAGCGGACUUUAAGGAACAUCGUCAUGUCCUCAUCAUUUUUACAGACGGUGCUUAUAAUAUGGGCGGUUCACCUGCACCCACUGUGGCGAAAAUAAAGAACAUGGUAUACAUGAACCAUACUAGUGGACAAGAGGCUCAGUCAAGAGAAGAGUUUCUCGACAUUUAUAUUUUUGCCAUUGGAGCUGAACUCUUUGAUGAUGACCUACAGCCGCUCACAGCAGGAACCGGUGGCCAGCAUUACUUCAGAAUGAAGGACAUUAAAAAUUUGCAAGAGACCUUUGAUGAAAUAAUUGAUGAAGAAGAAGUUAAGGGUCUAUGUGGUCUUCACAAGGAUUAUCCCACAAUUGGCAAAGACAGCAAGAGGAAGAUGUAUCCAUGGAUGGCAUACAUUGUUGUCCAGAAUGAAGGAACGAAGAAAUGCCUUGGCUCUCUGGUAACCCCGAAGUUUGUUUUAACUGCUGCACACUGCUUCAAAUUUGGUGAUUUACCUGAGCACGUCAUGGUUGAGAUUGAUGAUGGACAGGGCAAAGUGAAAAAAGUUAAGACUUUCAAAAUACACCCAAACUACAAUAUUAAUGGUAAACAGAAUGAGGGUGUAAAGGAGUUCUAUGACUAUGAUGUGGCUCUCAUUCAACUGGAGAAUGAUGUUCAAAUCUCCUCUGCCGUCCGACCUAUUUGCAUACCUUGCACCCAGGAGACCAGCGAUGCUCUGCAACUGGUUGGUGAAUCCACCUGCAAGGAACAAGAGCAGCGUCUGUUUAAGGAUCAUCUUGAAAAGCUCCAUUUCCUGACCAAGACAAGAACCUCGAUAGAAGAAAAAGAUGCCCAUGCUAAGCUUGGCGAUAUUAGAGAUAAUUGCAUCAGACAUGCACUAGAGGCAAACGGGAUAACAACGGAUAAUCCAAAAGUUGCUGUGACUGAUAACUUCCUGUGCACUGGUGGUCGGAAUCCUUAUAGAGAUCAUAUAGCAUGUCCAGGCGACUCUGGAGGAGCUGUGUUCAAGAACUAUGAACAUCGCACAAUACAGGUUGCCUUGGUCAGCUGGGGAAACAAGAAUCUUUGCAAAAAGGAAAGUAUCCCCGAGUCAGAUGAAACCUCCAGAGAUUUCCAUAUUAAUCUUUUCAGAGUUGUCCCUUUUCUCAAAUCUAUCCUUGGAAAUGACACCCAGGAUGACUAUGCACCACUUCAGUUUUUGAAGAACUAAAUGCAUUUUCACAGUGAAAUUAGUUUUGCAAUUUCAGUUAUAUGAUUUGUGUACACUGUAUGUUUAAAAAAAUUGGCUUAUAUAUUUUUUACGGUUUGAUCACAGAUGAUUGAAUUCAUCCAACACUCAUUCAGUCAUUUCUUUCAGACUGUGAGUUCAGAAUGUAAAAUAUAUAAAAGAAAAACAGAACAUUUUCUCUUCAAAAGCAAACACCUUCACAAAAAGGCAUCAUAAUUUCAAAACCUUUCGGCAUCAUCUUCUAAAAAGGCACCAUUAUAGUCAUGCAAAUAGUUAUGAGUUAUGCUUUUCUGUAUUUUAUCCAGUCUGCACAUACAUUUAUGCAUCAUUUAUUCAGCAUUUUCAGUGGUCAAGCAGUAUGUAAAGAAGUUAAUAAAUCAGAAUUAACCUGGGUCUUGAUUUUUCCUUGAAGAGAAGCUAAUCCAACUGGUUAACACACUUGGAGUCAGGGUCUAAUCUAUCUACAGUUCAUACAGUGCUUAGCUAUUCAUUUAAUAUUGCUGACUUUUAAGCUAUUGUUGCCAGUGUUGCAAGACAAUCAGCAGAACUCCUUUAUGUUGUGUUGUUUAUGAUUUUUGUAUCAUUGUGAUAAUUUACUUUUAUUUGUCAGGUAAAGAAAAAAGAAAAAAAACUAGAAAAGCCGAAACAGACAUUCUUGUCUAUAAUUGGAAGCAGAAACAUUGUUAUCAUAAUUUAUAUGACGUACUGUUUAUGCAUUCACAAUCACAGGUUAUUAAACAAUUUCCUUCUCUCAAGCCUUUUCCAAACCUGCAUAAAAAAAGGGGACGACCAAAAGAAUUACUACAGCAUUUAAAGGGUUUCAUCAAAACUCUUAUGGAUGCUCAGCUCUACUGAGUCGUCCAGCUCCCUGUCAGGUCGGGGACUCAGGGCCUGUUUCCAACUCUCUGUGCUGGCCUACGCACUGCGGACACUCAGUCUGGCAGCAUGCCAACUCAAAUCAUUCAAAUUGGAUUUAAGGGAAAGAUAAGUUCUUUUCUUUUUGCUGUGUAAUUAAGCUUUUUCUUUCUCUUUCUGGCUUUGAGAUGGUAAUGAACUGAGUUUGUCAUUCAUUGCCCUGUUUUUCAGCCCAGAAACAAUCAAGGCCAUUGAAUUACGAAUGAUUUGUUGUGGUCAAAGCCAGUUUAUGGCUUCAAAUCAUGUUAUUUUACUGUGUAACUAUGAUCUGUUGACCAUUAUGCUGUCAGGCUUUGCCUCAGUGUAAAUUUACAUUUAGCAGUCCUCUUUACUAAUGCAUAUUGGCUAAAUGUCCAGCAUCAAAGAACGGUGGUGAAUUUUCAACAUCAACAUUAGGUUUCUCUGACAUGGUGAUCCUUGUGUGUGAGGUAGUGUGUGCACGUGUGUGUGGUGCAGCGUUGGGUCAGUGAUGUACUGGUUGCCCAUGGGAACAUUCUUCUGGUUUGCCUUUAACUAAUUGGGAGAGAGGGAGGAGGUCAGUGGGAUGGGGAAGGGAGGCAGAGACAGAAGACAGACUACGUGAGAGGAGGGACGGGUGGGAGAGGCGUAAUUGAAUGAAACCCUCCCCUGGUCUCAGAUGCUGUAAACAAGAAGGAAACUUAAAACGAGGACCAUUCCUUAUUGAAUCCUCCUGGAGGACUCAGGAGCCUCUCUGUCUUUUCUUUUAUUGUUUAGAGCUUCACAUGAUAAUGCCAACGUCCUGUACCCUGCUUUCAAUUUAAACAAAGCUGAAAUAAAUCUACACCUAAACUGAUUAGCAGUGUUUGGAUAGAGCAGCAUGCAUCUGGACAGUAUAUUCAGGCCCCCACCCCCCUCACCCCCGCUGCCUAUUCAACGUUAGCACACACAGCAUAUUCCUGAUGAAGCAUCCUACGGUUUUAACUCUGGCUGAUCUGUCUCUCUGCAAGCUCUAAAUCAACCUUAUGGGCCAUUUUAGAAAUUACUACUAUUAAGAACUGCACACAUACACUUUUCCCCCAUUUGUGCUUAGAAAAGCAGGUAAUGCUGACAUGCAACUAUGGUUUCUGCUGAUCCUGAUGCUUGAAUAUGAAAUUAUAGAUAGGGUAGGAGAUCUCUAACCCAUCUAUAAUCUAAACUAUAAUGUCAAAUUAUUCACCAAUCUUAAACAAAAAGUUAGACAUUUUGGGGAAAUAUCUGCUGUUUUACUGAGAGUUAGAUUAGAAGAAUGACACCACUAAUGUCUGUUCAGUAAAUAGGAAGCUACAACGAGCAGCUGCUUAGCUUAGUUUAGCACAACGACUGCAAUCAGAGGGAAACAGGUAGCCUGGCUUUUCCAAAGAUAACAAAAUCCACUUACCUGCAUCUCUAAAGCUUACUAAUAUGUUAUAUGUUGUUUUUUUAAUCAGAUAUGUAACAUGUUUACUGUGAGCUUUAGAGGUGGCUGGCUAACUUCCGUUCUGUAGCUGUUUUUCCAUUUCCACGCUUUAUGCUAAGCUAACCAAAUUACUCUAGCUUCGUACUUAGCGUACAGACAUUAGAGUGAUAUUGAUUGAGUGAUAUAUUAAAUUCUCAACAAGUCAGCGAAUAUGAAUAAUUCCCCAAAAUGUCAAACUAACAUAAUACUUUUUUUUAAAAUUAAAUUUAAA